Molecule: messenger RNA, 2910 nt
Organism: Coniophora puteana RWD-64-598 SS2
Lineage: Eukaryota; Fungi; Basidiomycota; Agaricomycetes; Boletales; Coniophoraceae
Exons: 12
Coding region: 1-2910 (969 amino acids)
Biological process (GO): purine nucleobase catabolic process
Cellular component (GO): cytoplasm
Molecular function (GO): allantoinase activity
Source: RefSeq, a predicted model, not a curated record
AUGUGGAUGACACAAGUCUUGCCCACGCUCCUGAACCAAACCGGCGCUUCUCAGCUUGUCGCCGUCAUCGACGAUGGCAGCGAGUUCAAACAACCCCAAGUUGUCGCUCUCGUGGCUCCUACACCCUCGCCCCAACAGCUUGCACAGCGCGCCCGGAUACUCUCCCGCUGCGAGUACCUCUCCACUCCCGCUGGCCCACCUUCCGAUUUCGCACAGCGUACACGCUCGGAUCGCUUCGUACCCGGUACACGCCCUGUACUUCUCCGCAACGCGCGCAUCUGGACCGGCGGGAAUGACGGGACAGAGGUUCUCGAAGGAGACGUAUAUCUCGAGGACGGGAUCGUCAAAGCCGUCGGAAGUGUAUCCCAUGAACUUCUGGAUGGUAACCUGAACGUGCAAGUGCUCGACGUGAACGGAUCGUGGGUCACACCAGGGAUCGUAGACCUGCAUUCGCACAUUGGAGUCAACAGUGCGCCCGAUCUCAACGGUGCAGACGAUACAAACUCCUUCACAGCGCCCAUUCUCCCGUGGCUGCGCGCCUCGGACGGUCUCAACACACACGACGCGUCCUAUGCCCUCGUGCGCUCCGGCGGCGUCACGACUGCGCAAGUUUUACCAGGUAGUGCGGACAACAUCGGCGGACAGGCGAUCGUGGUGAAGCUGCGCGAUACGUUGGAAAGGACUCCGACGAGUAUGAUGGUCGAGCCGCCGUGGGAGCUGGGUAAUGGGACGAAGGUCGGGUAUGAUUCGAGUAAGGGAGGGGUGAGGCCGAGGUGGAGGCAUAUGAAACACGCGUGCGGUGAAAACCCAUCAAACACCUACGGCCAAACUCGCAUGGACUCUGCCUGGCUCUUCCGCCAAGCAUACGACACCGCGCGCAAGCUCAGAGACUCGCAGGAUGCGUUCUGCACGAAGGCACGGGCCGGGAGAUGGGAUGAGCUCGAUCAGGAGGCAGGUGUGCCGGAGGAUCUUCAGUGGGAGGCGCUAGCGGAUGUACUGAGAGGAAAGGUCAAGCUCUCUGUGCACUGCUACGAGGCCGUUGACUUGGAUAUGAUCGUUCGGCUCUCGCACGAAUUUCAAUUUCCCGUCGCAUCCUUCCACCACGCCGGCGAAACUUAUCUUGUCCCCGACCUCCUCAAAAAAACAUUCGGCGGCCCACCCACAAUAGCCCUCUUCGCCUCCAACGCCCGCAAAAAGCGCGAAGCCUACCGCGCCUCCCCCUUCGCCCCCGCCCUCCUCUCCUCGCCCCCACAUAGCAUCCCCGUCGCGAUGAAAUCCGACCACCCCGUCACCAACGCGCGCUACCUCCCCGCCGAGGCCGCAUACGCGCACUUCUGGGGCCUCGGCGCCGCGCGUGCGCUCAGCGCGCUGACGACCGUUCCGGCGGACGCGCUGGGGAUGGGACAUAGGCUGGGAAGGGUCAGGGUGGGGUGGGAUGCGGAUGUGGUGGUGUGGGAUCGGCAUCCGCUCGAGCUGGGGGCGGUGCCGAGGCAGGUGUUUGUGGAUGGGGUUGCGCAGCUUGCUUCGACUGGGGCGAAUGGGGCGGGGGGAGCAAGCAAGAGCGGGGACGAGGUGGGCUUGGUUGUUCCGCUGAAGAGUGCGGAGUUCCAGGAUGCGCCGCGGGCGCCUGAUUUCGGUGUUGAGAUGGCGAGGACGAUCGAGUUUGAGGGGUUGCCGCCGCUGGAGCCGAGGCGUGUGGAAGGGAGGGUGGUGUUCGCGAACGUGUCUGAGGUGUGGGUACGGGAUCGGCGCCAGACUCCUGGAGGAGUCACGCGUGUCGGUACUGGCAUGCAGGAGCUCGCUGGAGGCGAAGAAACAGACGGGCCGUUUAGCGUUGAAGUCUACGACGGACAGAUCGCCCGAAUCCACCUCUCAUCUACCGGUCACUCUCAACCCAUAGCGUCAGACGAAGUCGUCGAUCUCCAGGGUGGCGUCCUUGUCCCCGGCCUCACGACGUUCGGCACCCGCCUCGGGCUCUCCGAAAUCAAGCUGGAGCCGAGCACGAACGACGGGUCCGUGUUCAACCCCCUCGACGGCGAUAUACCAGCCAUCGUUGGCAAGGAGCCAGCGAGAGCGGUCGAUGGGCUGAUGUUCGGCGGACGCAACAUGCUGCUCGCAUACCGCAACGGCGUGACAUCUGGCGUCGCCGCCCCCGGUGGAUCUUUCGUCCAGGGUACACCAGCGACGUUCCUCCUCGGCGCACCGCAUGCGCUCGCGGGCGCUGUCAUUGAAGCGGACAGCGCGUUGCAUGUGACGCUGGGCAUGGGUGCCAAGGCGAGCGUGAGCACGCAGAUCGCUGCGUUGCGCGCGAUGCUGUUUGAUGAGCGCGCGGCUGAGGGCGGGGUUGUGCGGCGGGUCCGGAAGGGAGACGCGACGCUCGUGAUAACAGUUGACACGGCCGACAUCAUGGCUACGCUCAUCCAGCUCAAGUCGUCCCUCGAAGAGCGCCUCGACAGCAAAGUGAAGAUGACGUUCGCAGGCGCGCUUGAGGCGCACCUCCUCGCCGCCGAGAUCGCGCACGCGGGUAUAGGCGUUGUGCUGACGAGGGCGAAGCCAUUCCCGGGCGUAUGGGGCCAGCGCAGGAUCCUCGAGGGUCCGCCUGUCACGCCAAAGUCCGCGCUGGAGGUGCUCCUUGGAGCGGGCGUAGAUGUCGCGCUCGGUGUGGUGGACGAGUUUAACGCGCAGAACACGCGGUUCGAGAUCGGAUGGGAACUAAAUCAGCCCGACUCGACGCUCACAUCCUCCCUCGCGCUCGAGCUGGGCACGACGCGUCUUGAGCGCGUGCUCGGUGUGAAGGCGGCUAUGCCGCAGGAGCUGGUGGCGUACAAGGGCGGGACGCCGUGGGGAUUCGAGAGUAAGGUCGUGGGGGUGGUGAGUCAGAGGAUGGGAAGGGUUGAUUUGUUUGAGUAG